CAGAAUCCCGUUACUGUAGGAAAAAGAUCCGUCACAAUGGUGGACCACAAGACGAAGCGCCCAAUAAUACGAACCCAAUCGAAUCAUUCAACGGAAUGCCUAUCAUCAUCAUUAUCACCAUCACCGUCCCUAACACUUCUUCUCUCUCCCUACUGCUGCGCUGCGGCAAAAGAAGAUAUCUUCAGUCAGAUCGUACGAUUCUGGUGUGCAUAAUUCUGCAAUUCUACCAAUUUAUAUAGUAACAAACAAUUUGUGUAAUUCUCUAACUUGUUGAAGUUUAUUGCUUAGAAUUUGAAGAGAGAUGUAUCAAAACAUUGAUGAGAAGAAGGUGGUAUAAGUGCAAGUCGAAGGGAAUUAUUGGAGAAGUUGUGAUUAUGGAGGUUGCGGAGGUAGCAGUGAAGAUGACAAGAGAACGGGAGGUUUUAGAGGUGGUCGACACAAGGAAGAGGAAGAAGCGUGAUGGUGAUUUGGAGAUGUCACCAACUGUAGCUCGUGUUAGAAGAAAUUCCGUAGUCUCAGUUGUACCGGCGAGUUUUGAAUCUCCACCGAGCAAGCUUAGUUCCCAGGGAAAUACUGUUUCGUGUAAACCGGCUGUGUGUUCUAACUUUCAUGACGGUUUAGCAUCUGGUUUUGGAGAUGAUGAAUCAAGCAAUGUCACAAAAGGAAGCUCGAAAUUUGUAGAUCUGGAUGAGGACAGUGUGGAAAUUGCAACCAGUUAUUCAGAGUUGAGAGAAAGAGAGACAAUACUAUCCAACAAAUUCAAAGUUGAAUUUCACAAAGUGGAGUCAACACCGAAACCACAACAUGCUAAAUCUUGCCGCCGCCGAUUGACAGAGGCAAUUAUGCCCUCCGAGGCUGAGCUUGAUGAGUUCUUUGCUGCAGCCGAGAAAGAUCUCCACAAACAUUUUGCAGAAAAAUACAACUUUGACUUUGCAAAAGAGGAGCCAUUGGAAGGUCGCUACGAAUGGGUUCGACAAUGAAACCACAAUAUUUAAAGGCCAAGAUCAUAGCAAUAGCAGCAGUUGCUUCUUAAUCUAAUUUGUUAGUAGUGAUUCUAGUAUUUCCAAGUAUAUUUAACUGUUCACUCUUUAAACUAGUACUACUUCUCUUUUUUUGUUUUCUUACUUUAUUGCUUUAUGAUUUUGGUUUCCAUGGGGCAGGAGUUCAAUUUGAAUAUGUACAGCCCGGGAACACGAAAUGAUCUCUCUGUGUUAAUAUACAAGUUAUUAACCGAGAA
Solanum stenotomum is the source of this 1237-nucleotide messenger RNA. Its product is annotated as cyclin-dependent kinase inhibitor 1. The transcript is spliced from 4 exons. Gene Ontology annotation, cellular component: nucleus. Bases 318 to 980 code for a protein of 220 amino acids. The record is from RefSeq and is a predicted model, not a curated record. Gene Ontology annotation, biological process: negative regulation of cyclin-dependent protein serine/threonine kinase activity. NCBI's taxonomy places the organism in Eukaryota, Viridiplantae, Streptophyta, Magnoliopsida, Solanales, Solanaceae. Gene Ontology annotation, molecular function: cyclin-dependent protein serine/threonine kinase inhibitor activity.